AUGCCUUCAAUUAAAUUGCAGAGUUCUGAUGGAGAGAUAUUUGAGGUUGAUGUUGAAAUUGCCAAACAGUCUGUGACUAUCAAGACCAUGUUGGAAGAUUUGGGAGUGGAUGAUGAAGGAGAUGAUGACCCAGUUCCUCUACCAAAUGUUAACACAGCAAUAUUUAAAAAGGUCAUUCAGUGGUGCACCCACCACAAGGAUGACCCCCCUCCUCCCAAGGAUGAUGAGAACAAAGAAAAGCAGACAGAUGAUAUCCCUGUUUGGGACCAAGAAUUCCUGAAAGUUGACCAAGGAACACUUUUUCAACUUAUUUUGGCUGCGAACUACUUAGACAUCAAAGGUUUGCUUGAUGUUACAUGCAAGACUGUUGCCAAUAUGAUCAAGGGGAAAACUCCUGAGGAGAUCCGCAAGAUCUUCAAUAUCAAAAAUGACUUUACUGAAGAAGAGGAAGCCCAGGUAUGCAAAGAGAACCAGUGA
Molecule: messenger RNA, 477 nt
Organism: Zalophus californianus (California sea lion)
Lineage: Eukaryota; Metazoa; Chordata; Mammalia; Carnivora; Otariidae
Product: S-phase kinase-associated protein 1-like
Exons: 1
Coding region: 1-477 (158 amino acids)
Biological process (GO): SCF-dependent proteasomal ubiquitin-dependent protein catabolic process
Cellular component (GO): cytoplasm; nucleus
Molecular function (GO): cullin family protein binding
Source: RefSeq, a predicted model, not a curated record